Penicillium pulvis is the source of this 1557-nucleotide messenger RNA. RefSeq lists its product as uncharacterized. The transcript is spliced from 5 exons. Bases 1 to 1557 code for a protein of 518 amino acids. NCBI's taxonomy places the organism in Eukaryota, Fungi, Ascomycota, Eurotiomycetes, Eurotiales, Aspergillaceae. The record is from RefSeq and is a predicted model, not a curated record.
AUGCGUUACGAAAAUUGGGAUGUGUUGCUUUUCCCCGAGGGUUGCAAGGUGCCCAUCCAGGAGUUCAAAACGCAAUGCUUCGUGACCAAAGAUACCGAGUCCCCAUACCUCCAGAUUUCUGCCUCCAUGAGUCCUCCGUCCUACUAUCCGGCUCAAGGGAACGUUGGUCAAGUCCCCGUUCUGACGACCUUCAUUCCGAGCAUACCCAAAGACAGUUGCUUUCGUGUCUCCAUCCACAGCUGGGACAAGCCGCGCCCUAGCCGCUUUAUGGAGAAGUUGAUGGAACCGGAGGACGUGCUGAUGUUUGAGGGCCGGGUCUACAUCGAUGGGCAGCUUAUUGCUGGCGGUAUCUUUGGUCAGAGAACCAUGUGGCCCUAUGUUAUAGAUUUUAGUACUCAUAUCGACCGUGACGGCAAUCAAGACGUGCUUCGUUUCCCUGCUUUUCACUCCGAGAUCUUGGACCAACAACACUGGGAUGCUGGAGACCCCUUCGGCCGGAUCAAGGUAACCCUUUCCGAGGGCUUUGCCCGUCCAAACCGGUCUCCUCCUUUUGAGAGGGUCAAAGAUGUGAUCUCUUUGUCUUUCCAGCACGCCCCGCUAGACAUCUUGGAAUAUUCCAACAUUGCUUGGCCCAACUCUAACAUGUGGACCCAGGCCUUGCGAGCCGGGUCCAAACUCGACUCUACUAGAAAGAUCGGUGGUGCGGGGGCUGAUGAUAGUCCUCAUGGCCAUUCUCCUUCCCGACCAGAGCCUCGACUCCUACAAACAACCAGCAGCGAGUCCAGUAGUACUCAGAGUGGAAUUUCCAACGCAUGGUCCUCCAAUGCAUGGGUUUCCAACCGUGCAUUUCCCUUCCCUGUAUCCCAGUGGGACCGUCAGGGGCCAGAACGUCGAUGGGGGUUCUACCCAGAGCGUUACCUUGAACCACUUAUGACUGAUAAAGUUAUUGAACCGUUGAUCACCGAUGACGUUUGGAACCAUCGGGGUGCCCGAUCUUCCCGUGAAGAUGUUCCCAUGCCAGACUACUCCAGCAUCGGCAGCAGCCGUGCUAUGUCAAGCGUGGCUGGAAUGAGCUAUGAACACAGCAAACAAGCCAGUAUGUCAACGCCGAUCGAUGACGAUCAAAUUAACGAGUUAAUCCAAGCCCUGACCCCAACCAAAGUACCACCCACAACUGGCACUCGGGCGCCUUCCAAUACCCCGUCGACUUUGCUUGCAGCAGCAAAGCCUUCUGCUGUAGUCGAAGUCAGCCAUAGCAGCGCACGUACUUCUGCUCUGCGAGAACUCUCGCAGCCCAGUUCCCGAGAUGUAUCCGGGUCAAGCAACAUAUCUCUAGCGGUUGAGAAAAUUACAGCUCCAUCCAAACUUGCUGAUGUUCCCAGUGACAACAUCAAUGGCAAGAAAGAACGGACCAAGGAAAACUCCAAAGAAUUCCUGCAGAAGAGUUCCCGGGAGGAUCUAGUCGAGGACCCAAAGGAGAAUGGUGCGCCUCAGGAGGAGAAGAUUGACAAUGGAGAAGUGCAAGAGAGUGAAGGACCUAUUACUGUAUUACUAUGA